CAACGUUUGCCGCCAAAACUUAGCACCUCCCGUCUUCAGUGGUUUUUGUGCUGUUAAAAAAUUGCUGUUCGUUGGAAAAUUAUUUUAUGUGACAAAAAGAAAUCUGUCUACACAUCAUGGCAGAGGCUGACAAUGAGAUCGACUUUUUUACGCUUGCAUCGAAUGACGAUGUCGAUUAUUUGGAGCCUGGAUACAAUAUCAUGCCACUGCUGGGAGUCAUUCGAGGAAGAGAGAGUCCAGGACCCACUGAUUAUUCCUGGAACCAGGGUUGUGUGAAAAUGAUUUUCACAAAUCUUACUGGCAGGGCCAUCAGGAUGAUAUUUUGGGGAGAGCACGCUGACAGUUUCGUCCAAAAUAUAACUGGGCAGAUCGUUGCAUUUGUCUCCAUAAUGGAUACUAAUUUCACGCACUCUAAUGAUUCAGAUCGACGACCAAUCGAUCUGAAUAUUUACGAGGCAGACACCAUUGUCCAUUAUUUAGGACGAGUCUCAGGAAAUGUUCGUGUGAUGGAUGGCAGAGCAAUAGUUGAGAGACAGUCUAGGUGCAACGUAGCCCAAAUUGAAGAUGCUGAGGAGUUCAAAGAAACAGAUGGUUUUGAUGUCAGGGGGUUUUGACUCACGAAAGUUAUACAGUUAUUUUUUUAUUUUUUAUGAUUUGCACUACAGGAAAAAAAAGUUUUUAAUGAGA
Molecule: messenger RNA, 687 nt
Organism: Diachasma alloeum
Lineage: Eukaryota; Metazoa; Arthropoda; Insecta; Hymenoptera; Braconidae
Exons: 3
Coding region: 117-614 (165 amino acids)
Source: RefSeq, a predicted model, not a curated record